This is a messenger RNA of Spodoptera exigua (beet armyworm), 540 nucleotides long. NCBI's taxonomy places the organism in Eukaryota, Metazoa, Arthropoda, Insecta, Lepidoptera, Noctuidae. The record is from the annotation of a GenBank genome assembly.
AUGAAACAGACAGCCAUGGCCAGCUACAGAACGACAUUACACUCUUUGUUAAUGGCUUGCGCGCUAAUCUUGGCAUUAGCCGGCGCCUGUUACUGUGACCACACUUUGUCUUCUCAAGACGAGAUUAAAACAAUAUCCACUUCUCAAGCCCCACUGACUUUACCGCUUAAAAAGGUUUACACGAAACCAUUAGUGACAACAGUGGCCGCGACUGCAGCAUCUUCAACUACAAAGAAUAGCUUAAAAACAACAAAAGCGGUCGUGGCGACAGAGAGCCCGGCUACCUCGCGCCAUUCAACUACUAAAGUGUACACAACUACAAAGGCGCUAGUGAAAAGUGCAAGAAGGCAAAAGUUAAACACUAGUUCUAGUGCACUUGGCGCGGCGCAUUCACCAGCGCGCCUACAAGAGCGGCUGGGGGCGAUAGAUUGCGAUCUGCCCGUGCUGCCGCGGGAGUCACGCCUCUGGCGCGGCAACGAGACACAUGAACUCAAUCUGCCGGUCACUUCUACAACACUGUACGAGUGUUCAGACUUUUAG